Molecule: messenger RNA, 4872 nt
Organism: Blastomyces dermatitidis ER-3
Lineage: Eukaryota; Fungi; Ascomycota; Eurotiomycetes; Onygenales; Ajellomycetaceae
Exons: 13
Coding region: 1339-3498 (719 amino acids)
Biological process (GO): DNA-templated transcription; regulation of DNA-templated transcription
Molecular function (GO): DNA binding; zinc ion binding; DNA-binding transcription factor activity, RNA polymerase II-specific
Source: RefSeq, a predicted model, not a curated record
CUGGAUUUCCUCAACCAGGUCUCCCCCCUGGUUUUGCAUUCAAGGUGUCUGUCUGCCUCCCUCUCCCCCCCCGCCAUGCAGGGUUCAAUAUUUAGAACGCCGACUGAUUUCGGGCCUACGAGUCUAUACUGAGAAGAGAACAUGGAGAGGAGACUUCGAUGCCAGGGGGAUCCAAGGGGUCGGUCCAAGGUUGUCCAAGGCUGUCCAAAUGGGUCCAAUGGUAGUUCAGCCGCCAAUUAUCUCUAGAACGAGUUAACGUCGGAAAUUUUCCAGAAGUAGUUUACUGCGUAUAUCGCUUCGCUUUGAGGGUCCCUUGCACGGUAGCAAUCGACGUCUUCAGACCUCCAGCAGCACGCAUAGGGCUAGUUAUUGGCUGGGAGGAGGCUGAUGCGACAGCUUGACAACAAACUGGUUAUCAACGCGUUGAGUGCUUGGGUCUGCUUCGAUUAACACAGAUAUUUAGGAUGGCAGACAUAUGCAAAAUCCUCAUAUAUCGGAUGUCCAAGGAUACUUACUUCUCCUAUUCCCGCAUACCAAUAGCAGCUGAGAGUUAAACCGACUGACUGGGGAGAUAAAAGCCUCACUUCAGCUAUCUUGACAGCAAGUACCCCGUAGUUAAAUAUCUCGUCCCGUGCCGUCCGCCGAAAAGACAAGUAGUAUUAUUAAUUAAUCAGUCGGGGACAUCUGUUAGUUAUCAUACAGGAUCAAGGUCAAGUAGGUUUCUGUAAUUCGUUGAUUUGUGCGCAGGAAGAGGUGGACGUUCUUUGUACCAGAUGUUGUUGUUCAUUCCGCAUUCGGGUAACUAGCACAUAUCAUCAUCCAACCUCUCUUCUUCUUCUUCUUCUUCUUCUUCUUCUUUUUCUUCUUCUGUACAUCAACUAUCAACUCCCACUCCCAUUCUUUCUUCAUCACGAUAGAACCCCGGCCGAAGUGUUAAAACCCUCGAUGGUUACCAUGAAUGCUACCCCUAGGGCUGGGAUACAAGGCCGGCAGCCGGCUUUAGGGGAGAUAUUUAAAACAUGGCGCUAGGGAUGGCACCACCACCCCCACCGAGUAGCCUAUGUACGGGCGUACGCUGGGUAAGUGACAAAAUGCUCGGCGCCUUGAAUUUGCCCGUAUCGAUUGUUAUUUGACUGGAUCGUGGCGCCCUGGGCCUCCCUGAUAAUGAAAGUCUGCUCGUCCUGAAAUCUCGCAUCUCGGGGAAAGACAAGUGCUGGCACUUGAACAAACAGUGCCUCCUCUGCUUUAGCCAUCAUAUUAUCCAGAGCCACUGCUAUCUAGAAGAAUAUUGCGAGAAGAAUAUUGCGAGACAAAAGCCUAUUCGCACACUAUUUGACCAUGGAGAACCCAAAUGGUGGCGGUGUCAAAAUGAACAAAACCUGCGACCAGUGUAGGCAGCGAAAGAUUCGGUGCAUCGUUCCCGAAACGCCGUCGGGUUCGCAACCUAGGUGCACGUACUGCAUAAAACGGGGAAUUCCCUGCUAUUUCAGCGUUUUUCGCCGCAAGGCCCGGUUCAGAGUUGCCAAUUCUUUGCCUGCCAGCUCACGGCCUUCUGGGAAGGUAGCCUUGGGCGAGCUAUUCGUCGACCGUGUCCUGCAGCAUGGUCCGCAGGACGUUGUCCUUUCCGAUGAGUCCGCCGUAUUCACGUCUCCGGAUGAAAAAGUCCCAAGCUGUGGCCUGGCUUUCUUCUCUGAGCAGAAAGUGGCAUCCUUGAACCAAAGGAUUGGCAAUUCUCGGGUCCAGGAUGUUGUCCAGAGACUCGACGAUUUCAUUUUAAACCGUUUGGGUAUCCCAGACGCAUCUUCAUGGCCUCCUAUUCCUUUCCACAAGCCUAUGAAAAGGGAGCGGAUCACUUCCGAAGAGGCCACUGGGUAUAUUCAAGCUUUCUUUGUAAACCUUCACCCAGUAUACCCAUUUCUAGAUCGUGAGGAGUUUGAGGCGCAGGCGUUCGACCCUAAUCUGACGGCAUUCCUGCACCACAAUCCCGUCUUCUCCGCCCUGUAUCACUGUAUUCUAGCUUUGGGUAGCCAAUUUCUCGGAUGCGGAACAUUCGAACCAGGAAAAGGGAGAUCAUGGGAACUUUUCCAGGUGGCUAUAAGCCACAUGUCUGAUAUAAUUAUCCCCCGAGAAUCUAUUGAAAGUGUGCAAGCUUUAGUUGCAAUGUCGAUAUAUGCUAUGAACUCUUGUGCCCUGCAACUUGAUGGGUUUUUUCUCUCUCAUGCCGCCCGUAUGGUCGUUGAACUUCGGUACCACAAGAAUGUCAGCUCAGAGCCCAAGCACCUCAGGGUGUUUUGGGUUAUCUAUGCCUUAGAGAAACAACAAGGCAUGCAUUGCCGCACAUGCUCUAUCAUACCAGACGAAGAUAUCGGUUGUGUGAUUCCGCCAUUCCCAGAGGCACAAUACGAGAACUUCAACUGGUUUGUUUCGCUGAUCCAAAUCGGACGUAUUACGUCUAUUAUCUACACAUCUCUCUUCUCAGUGAGCGCUUCAUUGCGAUCUCGAGAGUCCUCCCAGUCAACCAUUGAGCAGGUCCAUGAAAUGCUCGAGGCAUGGCGCCAAUCUAUCCCCGCUGAGAUCAGACCAGGCAGCGCAGCUCAGUUCCCCGUCUCUGCGCCUCCGAGUACCAACUUGGCCGCGCUCCAUAUACAUUUCAGUUACUAUCACACUAUCAUUGCUCUAGAUCGUCUCUCCCUCUAUCUCAACCGUGACGGCGGGUCCAAAGCACAAUCGAGUAAACAGAGGCUUAUGAGCACUGCGCGAACCGUGAUCGAAUUGACCAAGCACAUCGACAUACAACCUCAAGUUCCAAUGUUCAUACUCGCCGUCCUUCCCGUCUCAGCCGUAUUCAUUCUCUUCGAUCUCGUCAUCCACAACCCAUUUCAUCGCGAGUCCAGAACAAAUCUGUCACUUCUGGAUUCCGCCGCUGGAUACUUUGCGCUUAUGGGGAUCGCCUCCAACCAUUCUAUGCCAGGCAGCAUUAUGCCUGAGUUUACGCACAUUGCCAGAGAGUACUUUUGGAAGGUUCAGCACCAAAAGGGGACGGUGACUGGUAGGAAGAAAUCCGCCGCUGAAGCGCCGCCGGAGGAUAACAAUACCAUGGAGAAACCUGUCGUCGCCCAGGAGGUGAAUAUGAAAGGGUCACCGUCAUAUCUUACCGGAAGCCCUACUUUCCAAAUGGAGCCUCUGAUCCCAUCAACAACAACGGACCCAGGUAUACGGGUAGCCAGAGGCUGCUCCCAUCCAAGCUCUCACACCGGCUCCGUGGACUCCGACUACCUAGAAUACCCAACGCCCAUAGCCUUCGACGCAGCUUCCGAUUUCCAGAUCGGAGAAUCGGUAGAUCUCAGGACGCUCUUUGGGUGGGGGUUCCCAGCCGGCGGCACGUCGAUGAUGACGAUGGACGAAUGGGCGGCUGACCCUAUGAAUUUCGAACCCGCCGCCGGCGUAGGUGAACUUGAGCUUGGUACCGAUUGUGUGGGGCAUAUGCAGGGUACUUAGAUCGGUGAGGAAGUGAAAGUAGGAAAUAGAGUGUGGGUUUGGGUUUGUGAAAGAGGGUUUCGUGAGGGUUUUAUCUUUAAAGAUAUUUCUAUUUCGUUAUUUCUAUAUAUAUAUUUUCUGACUUUUAAAAUAUAGCAAACUGUGUUAUCAAUGCCGUUCUAAUGAUGUCAGCGUUCAAGUGGUGCGUAACCAUGCAAUAUAUACGCAUACCCAGUAGACGUGUAGUGAAAAUAAGGAAAGAAUAAAGAAAGGGAAUGAAAAUACAAAGAGAAAGAAAAAAGGAGAAAGAAAAAGUGAAAAUAAAAGCUCCACCGUUUCUAUCAUGGUUAGUUCCAAACAUUACCCAGCAGAUCCAACACCUGUGAACAUGCAAUCUUUUUAGUCCCAUAUCGCAAAAAGAGGAGGAAGCCUCCAGAAGAAGGAAGGGCGGGGGCGGGGAGAUGAAACAAGAACGACAAACCAAAAAACAAAAGAAACCUCCCUCCAUCCCCCUUCCAUUAACCACGCCACACCCACCUACGCCCGCUUAUGCUCCUUUCCCUUCGGCAUCCUCACAAGCCAAUACAACCCCAUCGCCGCCCCAACAUUAACCACAACAUAAACCCACAACAGCCCAAAAUUCCUCCACACAUCCGCGUAAUAGAUAUCAAAGCGAGACAGGAACUGGUCCGUCGUGGCGACGAUGCAGUACCGGCACGCCUCCACCGCUUCGGCUGGAUUGAGCAGCACGCCCUUGGCGGCGUCCGCGAAGGGUGUCAGGAACUCGCCGCAGGUCAUGUUGGCGGGCGGUAGGAUUUGGAGGAGCUCGGUUUCGGAGCAGGUGACGGUUGUGCCGGCGAGGGCGGCGGCCAUGACGCCGCCGACAAGGUAGGUUGCCGGGGAUACGGGGUGCAUCCAGGUCCAGAAGGAGGGGAAGUUGGCUUUGGGGAUUGUGACGCUGUUGGAGGGGGAAGUAAUGUUAGUGAUAUUUUCGUGAAGGCUAUGUAUGGGAGGACUUGUAUCGAUGGAGAGAAGGGGUUUUUUUCUUUUUUCUUGGAGAGGGGCGGUGGGGGGCUUGCUUACCCGCAAAAGACCAAGCAGAAUAUCCACAAAAGACUCGCAAUGACGCCACCAAUCUCAGCAUUGGGGACCCAGGUAAUGGCGAAGUGAGAGAAUGUGCUUGUGAAUAGCAUGAACAUCCACAAGAAGAGGAAGCAGAGGAAUCCGCGGACGGUCUGGUCAUCAGCCGUUGUGUUCACAACAAACCCGACUGGAUAAUACCAGCAGAAAUAGACCAAGACGGCCAUCAACGUAUUCCAGACGGCUUCAACUAGGAUAUUAGAGAGUACGAAGGCUAUUUAAUGGCGAGCUGUCAGUUGCUAUUUUCACUUUUAU